AAUAGCUGCUCUUGAUUGAAGAUUGAUUUCUCUCUCAGACGUGCUACGGAAUCGGUUCCCCCUUGGUUCUUUCAUUAGUCACCGAAAAAGUCCUCUGUUCGUUAUGGCGCCCCCGCGCCAGCGAACUACAGCUGUUCAGGACGACUCACGGUCCGAAGCUUCCAGCACAACGACGAAGGAAUUGAAGGCAGCGGCAGCUAGAGGCAGGAAAGGUGCUAAUGUCGGCAAUGCCACCGCCGUCUCACGAGACCUUAAAUCCACAUCCAAUGUGACUAGCGCGCCCGCUACACAAGGAGAGCAAACGGACAAUCUCCCAAGAAUCCCUUGGUCCGAGAUGCCCCUCGAGUUUCUCCACUCCUACCGACACGCCUAUAAAUUGACCUGCCCAAGUGCACACUCGAGCGAAUAUGCACAUAACCUUCUUUCAAGGGGAAUUGGCCUCCUAUCGCCAACAGCUAUUGCUGCCCGGCGAGCCCAAAAUCACGGUUCGCAACCAUCGGACGGGUCGUUAAAAUCACACCAUAAUCGCAGCCGCCCCAAUGGCACAAGCGGAGACCCCCAGAACUCCUUCUCGAAGCGAUCCGGCCCACACAAUGGAAAGGGCACAUUGAACCAUAUUAUCAGCCAGGACCGUGUAGCUAAGAGCCAGCUCGCUACGGCUGUCCGCAAACAUUUCAACAGCGCAGGACUUGUGGAGCAGGAGGCCAUUGCACGGUUCCUGUACAAAGUCCGUGAAGAAGGUCGAGGCCGGCAUUUCCGUCUCAAAUUCCAGCCAUGA
This is a messenger RNA of Aspergillus nidulans FGSC A4, 778 nucleotides long. RefSeq names its product protein sapA. The transcript is spliced from 2 exons. Gene Ontology annotation, cellular component: nucleus. Lineage: Eukaryota; Fungi; Ascomycota; Eurotiomycetes; Eurotiales; Aspergillaceae. The record is from RefSeq and is a predicted model, not a curated record. Bases 104 to 778 code for a protein of 224 amino acids.